CUUUAGACCUCUCCACACUCCAUUCGCCUCAACAUUCGUCUUCCGAGCCACUGCCCGAUUCGUCCUUGGUGAAACCUACCAGUUACGGACUUUCACCGACAGCUUCCCUGAACGCACUGCCCUCGUCAAUAGACUCUACUACUGGUAGCCAUCAAGUUGAGGAAUUCGACUUCAGUCUGUCAUCUCAACCUCAACCUCAAUCCCUCCACCCACAGGACCCUACCGUUCAAUUGCAAGAUAUGAGGUAAAGCGGACCGCAACAGGACUCUAAGACCGUAACUGACUCUGACAAGCACGUUGGACUUCAUGAUGCCUUCGCACUUUGGGGGACACUAUCCCCUCCCGCCGCUUCAUGGAAACAGCUAUCCGGAUAUGAACACACCACCUUACCAGCAGUCUCGAACCUCAGAGCCUCCCACCUCGGCGCCUGAUCCUUACGUUCCUUCGUACUCGACUAACUCAACUGUCCAUGACGACCAACUGGCACAGGACUCGUACGCCGAGUCACGUACAUCGCAGCCGCCGACAUCAGAGCCAUAUGUUCCAUCGACCUCGGAUGCUUUUGUCACUUCGUAUGCCUCUGGCCCCGCCGUCCAGGAUGACCCAAGGAGAUCUGGGGAGCUUCUCCCAAGCUUUCGUCCUGCAGCAGAUACCCGCAGCCCUUACCAACAGUCUUUAGAUCCGAUUCGUGUCAGCGCAAUUCCCAAUCAGCUGUCGCCUCUCCAUCCUGUUUCAGUCUCACAUAGUUACACUUAUCCUCCCAUGAACGCAAUACCAACAUCGAACGUGAACGCGACACACUACUCGACGACUUCCAUCUACCCCCCGGCCUACCACGUUCAUCCUGGGUACUCGUCCUCGCCACCCUACAAUUCGUCGCUCGCUCCUCCAGUUGCUGGAUCAACGCUACCGGCUUCCCCUUCUGCCCAGGGUACUGGCAAUGCUGUGCGUGUUCUGAGUCCGCAACGGCAAAAGCCCCAGUGCUGGGACCACGGGUGCAACGGACGUGCAUUUUCGACCUUCAGUAACCUGCUACGGCACCAGCGAGAGAAAUCUGGCACGGCUGCCAAGGCUUAUUGUCCACGAUGCGGGGCGGAAUUCACGCGGACGACUGCCAGGAACGGCCAUAUGGCCCAUGAAAAGUGCAAACCACGACGGACUUCAGAUUCGAGCUCCAACAAGUAAGCUGCGGACCGGAGCAUACAUGGCUCGGGCCCGCUAGCAGGCUCACGCAGUCACGAUCUGGGCACAUGGGCAUUUACGUAUCUCUA
Messenger RNA from Aaosphaeria arxii CBS 175.79, 1271 nucleotides. RefSeq lists its product as uncharacterized. The coding region runs from base 307 to 1185 and encodes 292 amino acids. Lineage: Eukaryota; Fungi; Ascomycota; Dothideomycetes; Pleosporales. The transcript has 2 exons. The record is from RefSeq and is a predicted model, not a curated record.